Messenger RNA from Lytechinus variegatus (green sea urchin), 1862 nucleotides. RefSeq names its product probable enoyl-CoA hydratase echA8. NCBI's taxonomy places the organism in Eukaryota, Metazoa, Echinodermata, Echinoidea, Temnopleuroida, Toxopneustidae. The transcript is spliced from 8 exons. Gene Ontology annotation, molecular function: catalytic activity. The record is from RefSeq and is a predicted model, not a curated record. Bases 115 to 990 code for a protein of 291 amino acids.
GCCUCGGGUCCGCGCCGGGCGCCGUACUGCAUGCAACGGCCUGCUGCCUAGAAUCGAUCCAGCCAGCGCAGCAACUUGUCAACGGCAGAGCCAGAGGAAAUUCUGAAGAACAAAAUGGUGUUUUUACAGCGAUUUCGUUCAUUUCUACCAAAUGCAGCCAUGAGAGUUGGUGUCAGAUAUUGUUCAUCUGGAUCUUUGAGGAGGGUGGAGGUCGAGAGAGAGGAUAAGAUAUGUCUGAUAGGGAUAAAUAGACCUGACGUUAGGAAUGCAGUCGACCCAGAGACGGCCAAACAGCUUCAGGUGGCAUUCUGUCGCUUCGAGGAGGACCCUGAACUAAGUGUCGCUGUCUUAUAUGGGAAAGGUGGAAAUUUCUGUGCAGGAUGGGACUUAAAAAAUUUAGCGAAACAAGACCCGGAAACAGUUGCUGAUUCCCUACAGCCAGGUCCUAUGGGCCCUACUGCCAUGCAGUUUAGUAAACCCGUGAUUGGAGCCGUGAGCGGCUAUGCCGUUGCAGGAGGGAUGGAGUUAGCUCUCAUAUGUGAUCUGAGAGUAGCGGAGAAGAGUUCAAUCAUGGGUGUCUUCAAUAGAAGAUUUGGCGUUCCCCUCAUUGAUGGCUGUACAGUCAGACUACCAAAGAUAAUUGGUCUGUCACGAGCCCUGGACCUGAUCUUGACUGGCCGACCGGUAGAUGCUGAUGAGGCUCUUGGUAUGGGACUUGUCAACAGAGUAGUACCAGAUGGACAAGCUUUAACUGAAGCCAAGAAACUUGCCAAGCUCUUGACUACAUUCCCAGACCAAAGAGCCAUGCUAGGAGACAGACACGCUACACUACGCAAUACUUAUGAUAGUCAGGGUUUCGAGGAGGCCAUCAAAUACGAGUUUGAAAGAGGCGUUGGUGUCAUCGCUAAGGAAUCGGUUAAAGGAGCUGGAAGAUUUGCUGACGGACAGGGUAGGAAAGGCUCCUAUGAGGACUUCAAGAGCAAAUUAUGAACUCCAGGUCUCCACUCUUGCAUACAUGUAAAUCUUGUUCUUGAUAAAUUCAACUUUGAUUGGCCCCAUGCAGCUUACUUCAAAAACACACUCCCCGGUCAAUGACCUAUCAAAAGUUUGGGUCAUCGACAAUUAUGUGAAAGCAGUCUACCAGAAUUUUGGACCAGACAGAUGUUUACCGAUGCAAGGCCAGGCAUGUUGAAAAAUGAACGAUCAUCAUCAUCGCUAUUAUUUGGGGGAUUUGCAAGACAUUGCAUGGGUGGUCAUGGGUGAUGAUUUUGAGACUCUGCAGCAAUAUCAUUUAGAGGGAUGAUGGUAAAUGUCCACAAAGACAUUGUGGCAAUGAACUAGGGGGUAGGAGUAGUUUGUUGUUUGCAAUGUGUUUUUAGAUGUAAUGUAUAUUUCCAUGUUGGCCCUCAAACAUGAACAAAAUAGGGAAAAUAUAUAUGGCCUACAUAACGUACCCAUAUUAGAAUUUCAAUACAAUUGAAUAUUUCUUAUAUCUCUAAAAUUACAAAAUAUAUCAAACAAUAACUAUAAGUCUUGAGGUAUUCAUAGGUAAGAUAAAGUAAAACGUACAGUAAUAUAUUUGAUCGAGGUAUAUAUAUAUAUAUAUAUAUAUAUUCAGUUAAAGGCGAUAUUAGUUUCCAAUGAAAUAGCUGCACUUUAUGUUCAAUCAGGUUGUACAUUGUAUGUUGUAUUUGGUUUGGAUGAGAAUGGAUGGCUAGUGAGUUUUUAAUCAUCAAUAUUUCUUUUAUCAAGUACGUUUUGAAACAAUUGUAAGUACAUGAAAAAGUAUAUUGAUUCAAGACAGAAAUUGCCACGGCUCUCUUUUUUCUUUCUUUCUUUUUAAGAAGGUUGACAUCUCAGGA